Cynoglossus semilaevis (tongue sole) is the source of this 3893-nucleotide messenger RNA. Its product is annotated as primary amine oxidase, liver isozyme-like. Bases 1677 to 3425 code for a protein of 582 amino acids. Lineage: Eukaryota; Metazoa; Chordata; Actinopteri; Pleuronectiformes; Cynoglossidae. The record is from RefSeq and is a predicted model, not a curated record. Gene Ontology annotation, molecular function: primary methylamine oxidase activity; quinone binding; copper ion binding. Gene Ontology annotation, cellular component: plasma membrane. Gene Ontology annotation, biological process: amine metabolic process. The transcript has 3 exons.
CACAUACUUGGUUGGAUUUCUAACUUUUUAGAAGUAUUUUUACACACUUGAAUUUCUGUGACUGCAGUAAAGAAAACUAUUGUUUUUGUUUUUCCGUCACACAUCAACAAACUGGUUCGUGCUCAUUACAGGGACUGGAAAUUUGAGUCUGACAAUCGGACUCUAGUCGCACUUAAAAUAAGACCUCAAACUUGAGGGGGGAAUAGGGGAGGGGGUAUUGGAGGGUCUUGGCUUGAGUAGAGCUAAGAACUGUCCCAGACAUUGACUCUUAGGUCAGGGUAGGAACGUAGGUCGACUGGUAAAUCAUCAGCUUCGCCUUUGGACUCAGCUCCUUCUUACUGCACCACUCCAUUCUCCCCUAACUUGUGAGCAAGAACCCCAAUUACCCCCAACUCAUCCACUUGGGCCAGGAUCUCAUUCCCGACCCAUAGAGGGCACUCCACUCUUGUCAGGCUGAGCAGUGUGAUCCCCUAUAGUUGGAACACGCCCUCCGAUCCCCGUUGUUGAAGAGGGUCACCACCACCAUCCAUCAAUCGAGAGGCACUGCCCCCGAUGGCCACACGAUGCUACAAAGGCGUGUGACAGCUUUUAAAGGAUCAGACACCCAACCCUCCGACUUUGGGCACUACCCAGCUCACACUGCACCAUACCCCGUUGGCCCUUCCCACAUGUGGACCAAAAACAUCGAUCUUUUUUGGUAUUAUAAGGCAUUCUUCACCAGGUGGAGCCGUCUUUCGAGGCCAGGAACACAGGGCUUCUACCCUGACUAUCUCAGAAUCAGUUAUGGCUGUGCCUCCGGGGUAUUAUGACCGUCCACGUACGGACUGGGGUCAGGGUGAACACGGUUCAGUCCAAACAAAGUCCAGCCUACAGUCAGGUUUAGGGUGUAAUCUUUUUAUUUCCACACGUCUUCAUCCUUGAGCCAACUUUAAGGUUUGCGUUCAUCAAAGCAGGAAAUAAUGUUUCUCAGAAUGCUGCAGGGAAUGUUGUUGCACUGGAAGCUGAACCGGAACACUCUCACAUUUCGCCUGUGCACCAACAGGAAGCAGGGUAGGUCAGUUAGACCAACAGGCUCUCCGGUGUGACCUGGUGGGACCUGAGGAAAAAAAUGUCAACUGCCUAUUGUUAGUUUGAGGUCAACAGGUCAGAAAAACAAUAUGAAAAAAACAACAACAAAGCACUGAAUUAAUAUUUUUCUUGUGCUCAACAACAACAGAUUGACUGCUCACUACAGCAGCUCAUAUGAAAAAAAACAUCUUGUUGGAGGUCGGUCGACACCCUUGAAUUUGUGCCCAGAGGUGCAGAUGUUGCUUUGGCUUUUACUCACAAAAGCACAGAAGGGUCCCCUCCUCCUCGGUGUAUAGAGUUGAUAUCUGUUCUUUGCAAAACUGACAACUUGAUUGCUGUCAAGAGACACACAAUUUACCACAAUGACAUCUUUUUAUUUCCUCAUAAAGACUGAAAGAUUUGAAUAACGGAAAAAUCCUGUUGAAGCGUAGAAGACAUGGGUUAGACCACAACAUGCACUAAAUAUACAAGGAGGGGAGGGUUUUAAGAGCACGCCUAUUUUCUCCUCCUCUCUCUUUUCCUCUCCACAGCUCUUCUGUCCUCUCUGUCCUUCUCACAGGACGCACUCCUCCACUCCUCCACUGUGCGUAAAAGCGGCUAACAGAAAAAUGAACUCUGUGGUGAAGUGGCUGCUCAUCCUCCUCGCCCUCCUCUCCGUCGUUCUGAACAUCAUCCUGAUCGGGAUCUACUCCAAGAGGUCGCCCAAGUGUUCCAGCCAACGCGUGCACCCGCUGCGCGCCAAACACGAUGAUCGCAGCCUGGUGUUCGCGGACCUCAGUCAGGAGGAGUACAUGCAGGUCCAGCAGUACAUGCUCCGGCAGAAGGACCUGGACGUCUCCACCAACCAGAUCACUCUGCCGUCUGAGAACUUCGUCUUCCUCAUCGAGCUCUCUCUGCCCAAGAAAGCGGAGACACUUUUGUACCUGGACAGCGAGGGCCCGAAGCCGGUGAGAAAGGCCACCGUGGUGGUCUUCCACGGCGCACAGGGCUACAUCAAGGAGUACGAGGUGUGGCCCCUCCCGGACCCCAAAUACCACAAGGAUAUCACCAUGGAGAAGUACGGGACCGAGCUGCCAAUCAACGCCCGCCAAAUCACCGUCGGAGAGUAUGUGCAGCUCUUCAGCUUCUUUGAGAUCCAGGUCUUCUCCAAACUGGAGAAACUCCUCAAGGAGAGCUUCGAUUAUGGACCGCACAAGAAACUGAAAUUUUUUGAACAGAUGCCGCGCGGAGUUCGAUCUGGAGACAGAAAUACGUGGGUGGCUUUUAUGAAGGAUGUCAGCGGCAUCUACAUCAACCCCUCUGGCUUCGAGGUGCUGGUCAACCACCAGAGUGUAAACUCGUCUGAGUGGAAGGUGGAGGGUUUGUUUUACAACGGCCAGUACUUCAGCACCGUGGAGGAGCUUCGACUGAAGUACGAGGCUGGUACUGUUAGGAAAAUCGUCUACAAAGAUUCUCCAAAUCCGGGCUCUCUGAAGCCCAGGACCAAGCCUCUCCAAAUUGGCCCACAGCUCUUUUACGCAGAGGGAAAACGCUUCAGUGUCAGUCAGAACCAGGUCCUGUACCUGGACUGGAGCUUUGCCUUCGGACUCAGCUCACUGACGGGCAUGCGGGUGUUCGACGUGCGCUUUAAGGGUGAGAGGAUCGUGUACGAGCUGAGCGUGCAGGAGGCCUUGUCUGUGUACGGAUCCAUGACGCCUGGGAUGAUCUUCACUAAAUUCCUUGACUCCAGUAUCGGUAUCGGACGAUUUGCGCACGAAUUAGUGCGCGGCGUGGACUGCCCCCACGAGGCUGUUUAUAUAGACACGUAUCGAUACAUCGACACAGCGGUUCCUGUCAGGUUUAGGAAUUCAAUCUGCAUCUUUGAGCACAACAUGGGUCAGCCGCUGCGCAGACAUUUCUCCGACUUUUUCCAUCACAGUUAUGGAGGAAUGGUGAACAGCGCCCUGGUGGUCAGGACCAUCACUGCCAUAGAGAACUACGACUACAUGUGGGACUUUGUCUUCUACCAAAACGGUGCGGUGGAGGCCAAGGUGCACGCCACCGGAUACAUCAGCGCCACUUACCUGGUGGAUGGCAGUCUGAAGUACGGACACAAGGUGGCGGACAAAGUCCUGGGCAACAUUCACACACAUUUCGUGAACUUCAAGGUGGACUUGGAUGUGUCAGGAGUUAAAAAUGUCUUCCAGGCCAAAGACAUGAAGUACGUGAAUGUGUCGGUGCCUUGGUUACCCAAUCACCACGCUAUGAUCCCACAGCUGGUGGAGACACAAAUGAACACAGAGAAGGUGAGUUCAGGUCCCAGACUGUACGAAACAGUUGGACAUUGUCCUCCACGGAGACCAGUUACAGCUCUGUGAAACAGGCCGGGUUGUUUAAUGACAAAGUACCGAGUCCUGGAGGUACUUGAAGUUACCUGGUUUGCAAAUAAGAACAUUCCAGAUCUUCUACAGUGUCGGAAAACAGUUUAUGACUAGGGAUGUCCGAUAUUAGCUUUUUGCUGAUAUCCGAUAUCGUCCAAAAACUUAAUUUCCAAUUCCGAUACCAAGUGAUACCGAUAUACGCAGCUGUUCGAUCCCAGAACUGAGGUAAACGUCUCAGGACCCUACAAGAAAUUCCAGCAUAUUUGACAAAACCCAGGAAUUGCGUUAUCGGAAAAAAACCCCAUUAACGAAUUAUACACCGUUAUUGCAUAAUUAUACUAAUAUCGGGCCGUUGAAAUUGGUCGACCGAUGUUACCGGACCUCCCUACUUACGACCAUGUGAGUAGACCACGGCUGUUUGUCAACAUUAACCCAGUCAUGACCAGUGGAACACUGUGACCUUUU